This is a messenger RNA of Myotis lucifugus (little brown bat), 1839 nucleotides long. RefSeq names its product C2CD2 like (gene C2CD2L). The transcript has 14 exons. Gene Ontology annotation, biological process: positive regulation of insulin secretion involved in cellular response to glucose stimulus. Gene Ontology annotation, cellular component: cytoplasmic side of apical plasma membrane. Bases 1 to 1824 code for a protein of 607 amino acids. Gene Ontology annotation, molecular function: phosphatidylinositol binding; phosphatidylinositol transfer activity. NCBI's taxonomy places the organism in Eukaryota, Metazoa, Chordata, Mammalia, Chiroptera, Vespertilionidae. The record is from RefSeq and is a predicted model, not a curated record.
AUGCACAACCCAGAGCGGAAGCUCCUGGCCCGGAAGCAAGACCAGCGACCCCUCGACCACGUGUCUGACGCCACUCACUCCGAGUUCCACCCUCAGAGCUCCAUCCAGAUCGCCUUUGAGGAGGUGCCCCAACUCUUACCCAGAGCCAGCAUUGGUCAUGUGACCUGUGUAGACCAAUCAGAGAACACCAUGGUGCUGCAUUGUCAGCUCUCUGCUGAGGAGGUGAUGUUCCCAGUUUCUGUGACCCAACAGUCCCCCGCUGCCGUCUCCAUGGAGACCUACCACAUCACUCUGACACUGCCACCAACACAGUUGGAAGUUAACCUAAAGGAAAUCCCUGGCGAGGGGCUCCUUGUGUCCUGGGCCUUCAGGAAUCGCCCAGAUCUCAGCCUGACAGUGCGUCCCAAGCUGCAGGCCAGAGAGAGAGGUGAGGAGCAAGUGGAGCUCUCCACGAUUAAGGAGCUGAUAGAGGAUGCCAUCGUCAGCACCCAGCCAGCCAUGAUGGUCAACCUCAGGGCGUGCUCUGUCCCUGGAGGACUGGUACCCAGUGAGAAGCCACCCACGCUGUCCCAGGCCCAGCCAGCCAUCCCCAGACCCACCCGGUUAUUCCUCCGGCAGCUUCGAGCAUCGCACUUGGGAAGUGAGCUGGAAGGCACUGGGGACCUGUGCUGCAUGGCCGAGCUCGACAACCCCAUGCAGCAGAAGUGGACCAAGUCCGCGAGGGCGGGUCCCGAGGUGGAGUGGCCGGAGGACCUGGCCCUGGAUCUGGGCCCCCAGAGCCGGGAGCUGGUCCUCAGGGUGCUGAGGAGCAGCCACUGUGGAGACGCCGAACUCCUGGGCCAGGCCACACUGCCCGUGGGCUCCCCUUCCAGACCACUGUCCCGGAGACAGGUGUGCCCACUCACCCCGGGGCCUGGGACAGCCCUGGGACCCGCAGCCACCGUGGCAGUGGAGCUUCAGUAUGAGGAGGGUUCCCCCCGGAACCCCACCCCCUCCAUGCCACGCCCCAGCAUCACACCUACCAAGAAGGUCGAGCUGGACCGCACCAUCAUGCCUGAUGGCACCAUUGUCACCACGGUCACCACUGUCCAGUCCCGGCCUCGCACUGUAGAUGGCAAGUCAGACUCCCCCUCCCGCUCCCCGUCCAAGGUGGAGGUGACCGAGAAGACGACGGUGCUGAGUGAGAGCGGUGGCCCCAGCAGCACCUCCCACAGCAGCAGCCGGGAGAGCCACCUUGCCAACGGCCUGGACCCUGUGGCAGAGACAGCCAUUCGCCAGCUGACAGAGCCCAGCGGGCGGGCAGCCAAGAAAACACCCACAAAGCGGAGCACCCUCAUCAUCUCAGGUGUUUCCAAGGUGCCCAUCGCGCAGGACGAGCUGGCGCUGUCACUGGGCUACGCCGCCUCUCUGGAGGCCUCGGUGCAGGACUCUGCCGGAGACAGCAGCGGCCCCUCUCCCCCUCCCUCGGACCCCCCAGCCGCCUUUCCAGGAGCCCUGGACGCCCUCUCCAGCCCCACCAGUGUCCAGGAGGCCGAUGAGACCACACGUUCGGACAUUUCCGAGAGGCCGUCUGUAGAUGAUGUCGAGUCGGAAACAGGAUCGACUGGUGCCCUGGAGACCCGCAGCCUCAAGGAUCACAAAGGGGCUGCCAGAGGCCCAGCCGGUCUCAGCCGAGCUAAAGUAGAGAGGGAGCUGGAUGCGCUGGGUCCUGUGGCAUUAUUUACCACAAGUUUCCUUUUUCCCGUGUCUAAGUGUGUCUCUUCCUUCCCUUGUGUGUUUUUUUCUUCCUUCCCUUUCUUUUAUUUUCAUAUAUAUUUUUAUUGAUUUCAGAGAGGAAGG